This is a messenger RNA of Nerophis lumbriciformis (worm pipefish), 2007 nucleotides long. The record is from RefSeq and is a predicted model, not a curated record. Lineage: Eukaryota; Metazoa; Chordata; Actinopteri; Syngnathiformes; Syngnathidae.
AUGGCUGAGUACAAGGUAGAAGUAACGACCGGUGGAAGGGAAUGCGCUGGAACCUUUGACCACAUACUCGUCACCUUGAUCGGCAGUAAAGAACAGAGUGAGAAAACAGACUUGGAUAACUGGGGCAUUGAUUUUAAGACUGGGACGAGUGACACGUACACCAUUAAAACCAAAGAAUCGCUUGGGGAACUUUUGUUGUUGAAGGUAGAAAAAAACUCGGGGUUUUUCCUGCAUGAUGAUGAGUGGUUUUGCACAAAAAUGUCUGUGACCACGCCAGAAGGAGACACCCUCCUUUUUCCAUGUUACCAAUGGCUUUCCAACGGUGAGGUGGUGGAGCUGAGAGGAGGAAAAGCCAUGAAGGCUUUUGAAGAUGACCGCUCCUUGUGGAUAGAGCACCGCAAAAAUGAGCUGAAAUUCAAAAAGAGCAAUUUCCAGUGGGCCUCGACCAAUGAAAAAAUUCCCCACCACAGCAAUUUUAGUCAAUCAAGCGUCCCUGCUGAAAUCCGCAUGUCAAAGAGCAGAAUUAAGGAAUUUGAAUCGGCCUUAACUUCGGGGGCCUUUGAACUCAAAAUGAAGGGAAUGCUCGGCUCUCAGGAAAGCUGGAAAGCAGUUGAAGACAUACCAACAAUGUUCAGCGAGAGAAAAACUGAAAUAUCAGAUUACCUUGCUGAACACUGGAAAGAUGACGAAUUUUAUGGCUCCCAGUUCUUGAAUGGGGUUAACCCCUGUUUGAUCAAACAGUGUUCAGAACUCCCUCCAAAUUUCCCAGUCACCGAGGAUAUGGUAAAGCCAUACUUGGAGGUAGGCAUGCCUCUGCACAAUGAGUUUAAGAGAGGAAAUAUGUUCCUCUAUGACCAAAAGAUCUUGAGUGGAAUACAAGGGAGGCCGUAUAAUGGCGGACAUCUGCAAGUACCUGCUCCUCUCUGUCUGUUGUACCUGAACCCGGAGAAAAAACUGAUACCACUUGCAAUACAGAUACAUCAACAACCCUCGACGGAAAAUCCAAUUUUCCUGCCUAGUGACUCGGAGACUGACUGGCUUCUAGCCAAGAUAUUUGUCAAAAAUGCUGAUAUGAUGACUCACCAGGCCAUCUCUCACCUUAAGAACACCCACUUUGUCUCUGAGCCCUGGGCUGUGAGCCUUGUUCGCAACUUCCCACUAAUUCAUCCUAUUUACAAGUUGCUGAUCCCUCACUUCAGGUGGAUUCUACAUGUCAAUGCUCAGGCCCGUGAAGUUUUGCUGGGACCAUCUGGGUCGUUUGCAAUGAGUUCAAUGGGAGUUGAAGGCACGAUGGAGCUAAUGAUGCGAACGCAAGAUGAGCUCACAUACAGCUCCCUCUGUAUACCGGAUGACAUUCGCAGUCGAGGACUCGAGUCCAUUCCCAACUUCUACUACAGAGAUGAUGGCCUUAAACUCUGGGACAUCAUCCACAGAUUUGUGAAAGCCGUAGUAGGACACUUCUAUCCCUCAGACAGCGAGGUUGUCAAAGACUCCGAGCUCCAAGGAUGGAUUCAAGAGAUAUUCACUCGUUGCUUCUUAGGAAAAACUUCCUCGGGAUGUCCACAGACCUUCCAAACCGUUGAGGAAGUAGUCAAGUUUAUCACCAUGGUGAUCUUCACCGUUUCAGCUCAGCAUGCAGCGGUCAACAAUGGACAGUUUGACUACGAAAUGUUCACCCCCAACGGAUCCUUGUUGUUGCGCAAGCCAUCUCCAACUACUAAAGGACAGUCUACUAAGGAGACCUUUUUGGAGACGCUCCCAAACAUUGGCGAGACAGCGAGGACCGCAAGCAUUCUAUAUGUGCUCACGCUCAACUACUCCGAUUCUGUGCCUUUGGGUUCAUAUCCUGAGGAAAGAUUCCAAGAGCGUGAAGUCAAGCAGAUGAUGAAGGAGUUCCAAGCAGAGUUGUCAAGUCUUAGUGAAUCCAUCAAGGCCAGAAAUGCAAAGCUUGUAGUGCCGUACACAUAUUUGGAUCCGAGUCAAUUGGACAACAGUAUUAUUAAGUAA